Batrachochytrium dendrobatidis JAM81 is the source of this 2109-nucleotide messenger RNA. RefSeq lists its product as uncharacterized. NCBI's taxonomy places the organism in Eukaryota, Fungi, Chytridiomycota, Chytridiomycetes, Rhizophydiales. Bases 1 to 2109 code for a protein of 702 amino acids. Gene Ontology annotation, molecular function: guanyl-nucleotide exchange factor activity. The transcript has 4 exons. Gene Ontology annotation, cellular component: cytoplasm. The record is from RefSeq and is a predicted model, not a curated record.
AUGUCCGAAACUUGUAGAGCAUCCAUUAUGCAACUAAAACAGGCCACUCAAGAGAAUAACUAUGUUAAAAACAAUGGUUUUCAACUUGCCAAGCAAUCUACACGAACUGUUAAGCGAAAGCAAGAGCCUGAUAGUCGAGACUCUGGCUAUAUGGAUCAACUCAUGCAAAAAAAGAAGAUACUGGGCACCAAUACAAGUGCUGGAAAUGCCCGAAUAGUUGCAAGCAAGAACAGCCAGACUUUUUCUUUAAAAACAAUUGGUAGUUCAGCAGCAAACAGACCAUCUUACCAACCCUCGAAAUCGCAUUCGUUUGGAAUUCACAGCUCUAAUAGGCGCGAUGUGUGCUCCUCACCUGUCCGAUCUUUGUCACUUCAACCAGCCAUUAUUUCUGCAAAGCAACAUGCAUCGGGUGGUCGUCGUGUUGGGGGUCAGAGUAAAGCAGCAACCAGAUGUGCAAUAUAUCCAAGCUUCAAGGCUGAAAAGGAUGCAGUUCCACAUCCACUUGUCGAGGAGUUUCGCAAAGCCCGCGAACAACUACUUGACGAUCACAAAGCUCUUGAGCUCAUCAAGCCUGGGCUUACUACUACUUCAAAAGUACCUUUUUUAGAGACAUCCUCAAAAUAUUUCAAUGCAGCCGCUACAGAAUCUCAACCUCCUUUGACGUUUGGCACCCCUGAUUGGGUCAUUUCAUCGUCUAAACAAGAUCAGCAUUCUACUUUUGGUUCCAAUAUUGAGAAAGCAACAAAUCACCGCUCACAACCCAAUGUAGACAAGAAAAGUACUCCAGCCAGUCUCGAAACCCCUGCAGCUGAAAGCACUUUAAAGCACACAAUCAAACUAUCAAGUGCAUUUUUGGAACCUAGUCCUUUUGUUCAUUUAAAAAUAUCCAAUUCAGAUGCACGUAUCGUAUCCCUUGCAUCAGGUUUGGAGCAUGGUCUAGCACUAUCUGAUGAUGGCCGCGUUUGGUCUCUUGGAGGUCUGCAUGCACACGGCUUUAUUUCACACCAGAAUGUGUCUACCGAUCCUGCAUUUGACGCUGCCAAUUUAGUAACCAAGGCCGCUUUAACUGCAUGGCGUACUCACCAGGGCAUAACACCUCAACUUAUUCAAGGGCUUGACACGCAACCUAUCAAACAGAUUGCAACCACUGAUCAUGCAUCCUUUCUCUUGACAAAAAACACUGGAAUCGUAUUCAUGUUUGGAAAGCUUACCAAUCCUAGAACGACUGGUUCUCAGCAAUGGUUCUAUGCAGACGCGCCUUCAAAAGAAUAUGUACUCGUGCGUCUUCCACCUCAUGUUACAGGAAACAAUGUACAGUCCAUCGCUGCUUGUGGUAAUUUAGUGUGGAUGGUGACGGAAUCAGGACAAGUACACACAUUUGGUUUUGCACCAAAGGAAUUGUCAUGGCAAGCACCGGCAAAGUCUGGCAAGGAGAAAAAAUCUACCGGAAAAAGCGUAAAGCAGCGCAACGGUAUUCCAUUUUCUACCCAUACUGUUAUAGCCAUGAAUGGGACUAAGCGAAGCAAGGUGUUUAUUAAUUCAGUAGUUUUGGGUCCUGAUCGAGCUGUUUUGACUGAUAGAGACGGUGGUGUAUGGGUCAUGGGUGAAACUCGAGACAAAUCUAAAGAUGGGUUGGACAAUACUGACACUUUGGACAAAGAGAAUGUGGAUAUAAAGGCAACCAAAGAUACUGCUCUUUACAAGCCAAUUCGAUUGGAUUUUGGACUGAACAAUGGAGCGAUUCAGCAUAUUGCCUGUAAUGAUGCACAUAUGGUGAUUUUGCGUGAAGGAAAAGUAUAUGUUGUAAUGAACCAUGGAGUCUGCGUAGAUUCAACCCAGACUCGAUCGGUACAAGACUCGCAAAAAACCGUUGCGCCAAAACCUUUGCUGUCUCUGGUGAAUGGGAUCGCAAACGCUACACUUGUUUCUAUUUUAGAUGACUGCGGAUAUGCUAUAGAUGCAAAUGGACAGGCUUGGCGCUGGCUUUUUACUGAUAUCAACACCGCUACCAAAAUCAAUUCCCCACCUACCGUGUUUCCUUGCAGUGACAAGCCUGGUAAUAUAUGUGUAGCACCACAUACGCUUAUCGAGGCAGCCAUACUGAGAUGA